AUGGCUGCAGGUAAAACCGGGACGUCAAAUUACCCAAGAACAAAGACCAGGUCCGAGGAUUUGGAAAUCGUUCCUCCCCUGGCGGUGGAAUUUCCAGAGACAGCGCCUACCAGCCCCGGACUAGAGCAGAGGAUAUCUUUCCUUCUCCACCAGGCUGGAAUACGCUGUGUGCUCUGCGGGGAGACGGCGAUGAGCAUGAUCGGUGUGCCGAUAGCGGCCCAUCAUUCUGCCUGGUCCAUACCAUACGCCGACCUUGCCCGGGCUUCAAAAGUGCUUCGUGAGGGCGGUUUGCCCGGAUGUCCGGCGGACGGACAGCGAGAAUGGGAGAUGAGGCAGUGUGCUUUACUGGAAGAACCGAGGGAGGGAAAACUCACCUCAAACAAGUACCCCUCCCCGGCGUAUCACUUUCAUACCGAUCAUCUCUACCCCCGUCAUCGGAAGGAUCCCAACCAAAGCCGCGGGGUUCUUCUGUACCCAAAGAAACUGCUCAUUUCCGACCACUACCUGGAUCCCCCACCCGGGCCCGCUUCCUACCCCCACGAUCUGGGUCGUUGGUAUGCCGAGGAGGGGCGGCGUAAUAGGAACCGAGGCGCCAGAAUGUACCUAACCACCGACGACUCCGACCUCCCGGAAAUGAGGCUCGGCAGCUUGAACUAUCGGGGUCGACAGUCUCCUAACCAAUACCCUGUCUACAUGCUUGCACCUCACCAUCAAGUUGAAAACCUAGCACGGUUGGUUAUCCGCGAUCGGAUCUCGGUAGUACGCGAUUGGUGGCUCCAGCAGCUCCUCUUGUGCAUGAGAUCUCUGCUUGUUGAUGAUGACGAGGAAGAGGAGAGGGUAGACUCGGGGCUUGCUUUGCCUUUGUGUCACAUUGAGUCGACUCCGAUCCGAAACUGGCUGGAGGAAAUAUUGUACGUGAACGAAUUGUGUAACGGAUUUGACGAACAAGGUCGUUGGAAUAUGAUUGGCUUGAGCAGGGUUUGUCUAGCGAUCGAGGGCAGAACCAAGUACCUCAUGCGCUUGGGCGGGAGAGGAUAUGUCUGA
Aspergillus fijiensis CBS 313.89 is the source of this 1044-nucleotide messenger RNA. RefSeq lists its product as uncharacterized. The record is from RefSeq and is a predicted model, not a curated record. NCBI's taxonomy places the organism in Eukaryota, Fungi, Ascomycota, Eurotiomycetes, Eurotiales, Aspergillaceae. Bases 1 to 1044 code for a protein of 347 amino acids. The transcript has a single exon.